GUAUAUGACAGUAAAGGGAGAUCUGGCUCUCUCGAGAGAGUCUUCUCUGCGGUGUCGAAUCGCUAACAGUGAUAUCUCGUAUAAACAAUAGCGAAUCUCCAGUCAUAGUAUUUGUCCAUUAUACGCUAAUGUGUAUACAAGUGAUUCAUGGACAUCGAGGUCACGAUAUGUUAUACAUGGGAUCUGCUGGCGUUAAAUAAAAUUUAGCAGUUAUAUAAAAUAUAUAAUUUAUUUUAUAUAAACGUUAAAUGUAUUUAUUAUAUCAAGAUUAAUACACAAAUUAUUAUGUCGAAACCUAACGUGAUGACGCACUUAAAUGCAAUUAGAAAGUGUUGUGUUGGAUGAAGUGUGGUCUGCGUAUAGCAAAUAACUCGAAAGUACGAUAACGUGGCAUAUCAGAGCCUUUACUCCGAAACAUUUUACAACUUACGCUUUGGAUUCAUUAUGUCAAAGUGCAAGAAUGAUGACGAACAAUGCGCAGAUAUCCGCGGAGUCGAUACCGGGCUGGACCGACGCGGAAGUUGCGUCGUCGUGCCGUCCUGAAGAAUGGCGAUUGCAAUGUGCUGCAAUCGCGCAUAUCCCGGCGAUCGCUGCGUUUUUUGCAGGACAUCUUCACAACGCUAGUGGACACACAGUGGCGUUGGACGCUGAUAUGUUUUAUCCUGAGUUUUAUCUUAUCCUGGCUAAGUUUCGCGGUGAUUUGGUGGCUAAUAGCCUUCACCCACGGAGACUUUGAAGAACAGCAUUUGCCACCUUUUCAAGUGGAGAACAACUGGACCCCGUGUGUCUACAACAUUUUCAGCUUCACCAGCUGCUUCCUCUUUAGUAUCGAAACCCAACACACUAUCGGAUAUGGCAGCCGUUCUACUACCGAAGAAUGCCCCGAGGCCAUAUUUAUUAUGUGCCUUCAAAGUAUCGCUGGCGUCAUGAUCCAAGCUUUCAUGGUGGGCAUCGUAUUUGCCAAAAUGACCAGGCCAAAACAGCGUACCCAGACACUAUUAUUUUCGCGAAAUGCCGUCAUCUGUCAACGGGACGGUGAGCUCUGUCUUAUGUUCCGGGUGGGCGAUAUGAGGAAGAGUCACAUAAUCAGCGCGAGUGUGCGCGCACAAAUGAUUCGCAGCAAAACAACCAAGGAGGGUGAAAUUCUGUCUCAACACCAGCAUGAACUGGUGGUAGGUACCGACGGUGAGAACGGCGAUUUGUUUUUCAUCUGGCCGUCCACCAUCAUCCACCGAAUCAACGAGUCCUCGCCUUUCUACAAUAUGUCCGCCGAGGACAUGUUGACUGAACGUUUCGAAGUCGUUCUAAUCUUAGAAGGCACUGUCGAGUCCACCGGACAAACUACUCAGGCCAGGUCCAGUUAUCUCCCACAGGAGGUCCUAUGGGGCCAUCGUUUCGACCCCAUGGUAAGCUACUCGAAGGAACGACAAGGUUACGAGGUGGACUAUUCGCUGUUUAAUAGCACCACUCAGGUUGACACCCCACUGUGCUCCGGCAGGGAACUCGCGGAAUUUUAUAAGGCGCAGGAUGAACUUCGUCAUGGAACUGGUGUUCUAAUCGACGAGGAUCGUUUAAUGAGGGGAGAAUAUGAAUGCAAUUGUCAUCCGACCAACCAUCAAUAUCUACAAUUGUCUUUGACGCCCUUGGACUGCACAAAGAGUCAUAACAGCACGGAAGAUGAAUAUUGUUGGCCAAAUAUCUGCAAAUGUUCAAAUUGUAUUUUAUACGAGCCUCAUGCCACAAGCAAUGAUCAAUCAAAGAUGUUUGAUUUCGAUGCCAUUCAGGUAAUGGAAAACGACGAGCUGGAACAACUGCCAGAAGCAGUAAACAGGGAAAUUGUGAAGAACAGCGAGGAGAUUGUCUUCGAGGAGGAGGAGGAGAAAAUCUCAGAGAGCAAUCUGAUUAAAGCGAACGACGUAAAAAGUAAGCCUUUAAGUUGUAAUCAGGAGAGUUUUUUUGAAGAAAGAGAAGUAGACGUUUCGAUGCGAAGAAAUGCAAAAAGAGAUAUGAUCAAAGUGAAUAAAGGGGAUAAUCAAGAAAGCCUUGAAAAGGAGAAGGAAGAUGAUUUAGUGCAAGCAACUGUAAUUAGAUCGAACAAGGACAAAGAUGAAAUUUUUAAGGGGUGUCAGAAAGUUCUUUUUAAAAAGGAAAAAAGAGACUUUUCUGAAAGAUGUAUGAGCAGGUUAAAACAAGAAGAGGCUGACAUUCUGAAAAGUAGUCAGGAAAUUACGUAUGAAGAUACAAAAGACGGCUUUUUGAAAAGAAAUAUAAUUUGGUUGAAUGAAAAAGAUGCCGAUAACUUGAAAAACUGUCCGAAAGCCUUUUUUAAGCAAGAAGAAGGAGUCUUAGAAAGAAAGUUAGUUAGAGGAAAUUAUGAAUUAGACGAAAGGAACGGCAAAACCAUUGAAAAUCAUCAUAUUUAUGAAGAAGAGCAAGUUGCCUUUAUAAAAAGUAAAGAAAGCCCUAAAGAUAUUAGACGCUCAAUUAGGCAUACUCUAUGCAAACCUAAAGAAGAAUACAAGACGAGAAGUGACGAGUUCGCAGAAAAGGAUUACAAAGUGUGCCUUGAGAAAAGACAAAAACUGCACAAUAAAAAAUGUCAAUUAAUUAUGUUAGUAAAUCGAGAUAAAAAUUUUUUAGAGAAAAAUGCAGAGAAGAAUAUUUCUCUGAAAAGAGAGCAAAAUUCCCCAAAAAGAUUUGAUAGAAGUUUGAAUGAUGGCCUUUUAACAACGAGUAAUAGAAGAUCUUUCAAGGAAUCCAUAAGAAACAGGAAUAAUAAUAAAUUGAUCCCAUCAAUAAAUGAAGAUAAUAAAAAUUCGAGAAAUAAUCCUUUCUCAAUUGAGGAGCACACCUGUUCAAAGGUGCAUCCUAGAAGUUUCACUGAUUAUUUUGUUACAACGGACGAUAGAAGAUCAAAACAGGAUGCAAUCAGCAACACGAAGAACAUCAGAAUAAAAAAAGAUCACAAAUCUUUACAGCAAAUUCCCAAAUAUUCUGUAGCAUCUUUAGAUCCUAUUAAUAGCAAUUUAAUUUUUGACCAACAACUCAAUUAUGAUUCUCCUAGGUUGGAAAAUGGCGAUUUUCAUAGUCAAAUGAAACAGCACGAUAAUAUUUCUUUUGAUGAUGGAAAUCUAGCGAAUUAUGCUGAUACUUCGAAUAUUAAAGAACAAAUUGUAUGUAUGGAAAAUGAAGAACAAAACGUUUAUGAAACGAAGAAAAAAUAUAGACGUUCAGAUACGUCAUUUAGAAAAUUAAUUAGCAAUUUUGAUGAACCAGAGAAACCUUCUUUGGUUGUCGAAAAACAAUUUAUCUGCAGCAAACAAUGCAUUCCAAAUAUCGAUGAAGAAUUGACAACGCAGAAAAGCGAUCUUUUAAAUGCUGAUGCAUCUUAUAAGCAUUUUGUUAGGGAUAUUAAAUGUCCAGGAUGGUUUGACGAUAUCGUAAACGUAGAGAAACAAAUUGACCAUAAUGGUACAAGGAAUAACGUUAGAAAAGGUAGAGAUUUUUCAAACGGUAGUACAUCAUGUGAAAAUGUAGUUAAUGACAUUGUCGCUCUAGAUCAUUUGAAACAAUAUGGUGUCUUAACUGAAGAACAAGUUUAUGAUAAUAAGAAGGUAGAGGAUAGGAAGCAGAUUUGCAAUUCUUCAAACAGUAAUACAUCUUAUACAAAUUUCGUCAACGAUAUUGUUAAUCUCGAUUCGAGACAGUAUGAUGAUGAUUUAAUUCCCGAAGAUCAAAUUAUUUACGAAAAUAUAAUAAAUACCGAUGAUAUAACAAGUGGGGAAACCACUAGAGAUUGUUUCGUUUAG
Vollenhovia emeryi is the source of this 3809-nucleotide messenger RNA. RefSeq lists its product as uncharacterized. Bases 474 to 3809 code for a protein of 1111 amino acids. NCBI's taxonomy places the organism in Eukaryota, Metazoa, Arthropoda, Insecta, Hymenoptera, Formicidae. Gene Ontology annotation, molecular function: inward rectifier potassium channel activity. Gene Ontology annotation, biological process: regulation of monoatomic ion transmembrane transport; potassium ion import across plasma membrane. The transcript has 5 exons. Gene Ontology annotation, cellular component: plasma membrane. The record is from RefSeq and is a predicted model, not a curated record.